Molecule: messenger RNA, 555 nt
Organism: Boleophthalmus pectinirostris (great blue-spotted mudskipper)
Lineage: Eukaryota; Metazoa; Chordata; Actinopteri; Gobiiformes; Gobiidae
Product: octapeptide-repeat protein T2-like
Exons: 2
Coding region: 1-555 (184 amino acids)
Source: RefSeq, a predicted model, not a curated record
AUGCGCUCAGCCUCAGAGCCAGAGGGAGCCAGAGGGAGCCAGAGGGAGCCAGAGGGAGCCAGAGGGAGCCAGAGGGAGCCAGAGGGAGCCAGAGGGAGCCAGAGAGAGCCAGAGAGCCAGAGGGAGCCAGAGGGAGCCAGAGGGAGCCAGAGGGAGCCAGAGGGAGCCAGAGGGAGCCAGAGGGAGCCAGAGAGAGCCAGAGAGAGCCAGAGGGAGCCAGAGGGAGCCAGAGAGAGCCAGAGGGAGCCAGAGGGAGCCAGAGAGACAGGAAUGAUCCACUUCAAGACGCUCUUGCAGGCCGAGGCACAGUGCAGGGACAGGCCUGCCCCCAGAGGCUCCACACCUACGGCUGAUAUGUUCCAGAGGAUCUUCAAGCGCACAAAGAAAAACAACAAACCGGGAGGGCGACGCUCGGAGGCGAGGGACGGCGUCCAAGCCACAGUAGAGGAGCAGAAGAGUUUGGAAAAGCAGCCAAGAGCGUUUCGGAAAAGAAGGAAUAAGGUUGAACUUUUGUGGUGGAGGUUUGUGCCGCCUUCUCGUCUCCACGGAGGUUAG